AUGGAGAAGAAUAAAAGUAGGUGUUUUAAUUUACUUUUUUUGGAAGAAGACGAAGAAUAUAUUGAUGACAUGUUAAUAAUUAUGAAAAAAAUCGAAGGAAAUAAUACAAUUGAAAAUAAAGGUAGAUUAAGAUUAUGUUCAAAAUCAUUAAUUUUUGAGCCAUAUAAUAAUAAUGAAGAUGUGUUAAAAUUUCCAUUUAAAAAAUUAGAAAAUAUAAAAUUAUAUGAAAUACAGAAUGAGAUAAUAAUAAGAGCAUCAGAGAUUGUGAAAAUAAAAACAACUAUACAUGGAAAAAAAACUAGAUGUACAUCUCAAUUUAUUUAUGAUAGAAAAAACAGGAAACCAAUUGGUAUUAUAAAUAACUACUAUAACGAUUAUACUAAUGAAAUAAAGAAUAUUGAUAAUUAUAAUAUAGAUGAAUAUAUAAGUAUAUUUGAAAAAAUUUUAAAUAAUUUUGACCAAGCUGAAAAUAAUUCAGUUACGGCUUUGCCAAAUAGCCAAGAUGCAAAAGGUGUAACAGGAAAAGCGGGCAUAAAUAAUAAUGAAAAAAAUGAAGAUAAUAAGGUGGGCCAUAAUGACGAUAAUAAGGUGGGCCAUAAUGACGAUAACAAUUUAGCGAACGCUUUUGUAUGCUCAUUCAGGUGUGAUGGAACAAACUUGAUGAAUAAAAAAAUAAAAUUGAUAUAUAGCAUUGCCGUAAAAAUAAAAAUUGGAAUUAUUAUACAUGAAAAACAAAUGGAGAUAUUAGUUAGUGAAAAAAAAAAUCGUCAUAAAUAUUUAAAUGAGACAGGAAAUGAAAAUGAUGUAAAUAAUUCAGAAUUUUUUGAUGGUUUAAAUGGUAAUGAAGAAGUUAAAAGAAAAGAAAUAAAUUUAGAAUUAUAUAUACAAAAUAUAAUAGAUAAAUUAUUUGAGAACACCAAAUUUGAUAUUAGUAGUAUAAAUAUACAUGAAAAUAUAAUUUCAAAUAAAAUUGAAGGGUUUUGGGUUUUUAAAAUUUCACCUCUUGUUAAAAUGAAAGGUUUAUUAAAUAUAACAAAUAAAUAUAUAUAUUUCCAAGCACAUCCUAAUUUUACAAAUAAAAAAGAAAAAAAAUGGGAAAUUGAAAAAAUUGUACAUGUAUUUAAAAGAAUUAUAACAAUGAAACCAAAUUCUUUAGAAAUUAUAUUUAAUCAUCCUAAUAAAAAAUAUAAAUCUUUAUAUAUUGAAUUUGUAGAUUAUAAUGAAAGAGAAAUAAUGUUAAAUGUGUUAAAAAAAAUAAAACCAGAAUCUUUAUUUAUUAAUGAUAACCCUGAAUUUUUAAAUCUUGUUAUGAAUAAAUGGUCUAAUGGGUUAAUUACAAAUUAUGAAUAUAUUGAUUUUUUAAAUUGUUUAUCUGGUAGAAGUAGAAAAGAUUUUUCUCAAUAUCCUGUUUUUCCAUGGAUUAUAUCAGAUUAUUAUAGUAAAGAAAUAAAUUUAAAUAAUGAAAAAAUUUAUAGAAAUUUAUCAAAACCAGUUGGAUGUUUAAAUCAAAAUAGAUUAGAUUCAUUAAUUGAUAAAAUGCAUGAUCAUGAAUAUUUUUUUGGAUCUCAUUAUUCUACUUUAGCGUAUGUUGUAUAUUUUUUAAUAAGAAUAUAUCCAGAAUGCCAAUUAAAAUUACAGAGUGGAAAAUUUGAUACAAUAUCAAGAAUGUUUGUAUCUAUAGAAACUACAUUCAAUACAGCACUACAUGCUAAUUCAUCUUUUAUUGAGCUAAUACCAGAAUUCUAUGAAAAUAAUGAUAAUUUUUUAAAAAAUAAUUUAAAUAUACAAGCAAAUGAAACUAUUUUAGAAGAUGUUAUAUUACCUAAUUGGUGUAAAAAUGCAAAUGAAUUUUUAAUUAUUAUGAAAAAUGCAAUGGAAAGUAAUUAUGUUAAUCAAAAUAUUCAUGAAUGGAUUAAUUUAAUAUUUGGAUAUAAACAAAAAGGCCAAGUUGCUAAAGAUAAUAUAAAUUUAUUUCAUCCCUUAACAUAUAUGCACACAAUUUUAUAUGAAAAGUUGUCUAUAGAUAGAGAUAUGCGCUAUCAAAAUGGAAGUCAUAAAACCCCAAGUGGGUAUGAAAAAUUCAAAUAUAAUAUAGCUGCUUUACCAAAACAAUUACUAACAUCACAAUCUCAAACAGAAUCAUAUAAUAAUGUUGAAAAAAAUUUUAAAGACAAAAUAAAAUCUCUAAUCAUUUCAAUGUCAUCUAAAGCAUUAAGAACACAAUUGCAUGAAUUUGGUCAAUGCCCUUAUCAAUUAUUUAAAGAGAAUCAUGUACAAAAAAAGUCAAAUAUUUCAUUUGAGUUAAAUAAAAAUAUAAAUAAUUUCCCAUGGUAUUAUUCACCAGUUAUCAUAGAACUUUUAGAGGAUGCUUAUUAUCAAAAGAGUAAAAAUAUAUCAAAGUUGGGUAGCGUAAAUAGGUCGAGACGAAAGUGCACCGAGAUUUAUAACUCUAACAGGGAAAGUUGCGAAAGUUGCGAAAAUGAUGAAAACGAUGAAAAUGAUGAAAACGAUGAAAACGAUGAAAACGAUGAAAAUGAUGAAAACGAUGAACAUUGCGAAAAAAAUAAUUACCAUUUUAAAACACAUAUGUGGAAGUUAGAAAAGGUAGAUCAUAUUCCAUGUGAUAUAAAAGGUGUAUGUUCUAAUAACAAUAAUAAUAUUUGUUUUAUAUGUGAUAAUGGGUUUGUCAAAAUUAUUGAUUGUUAUGAUUUAUUAAAUUUUAAAAAUAAAAAUAAUAAAAAUUUUAUUUCUUUAAAAUUAUGUGAUGAAAACUUUUCUUCCUUAACCAACAUAAAUUCAAAUUUUAUUUUGGGAACAAUUAAUGGAAAUAUAAUUUUUGUAGAUACUCAAAAUGUUGUAAAAAGGGUGAAUAAUAAUAAUAAUAGAUAUGGUGCUAUGCAAAAUAAAGCUAGAGUUUUGAAUAAAAGCAAAAAUUGUGAUUUAAAAAAAUUGUCUAAAAAUGAAGAAUAUGAUAGUUAUGAUACAAAUUCAAUUUGCUCAUCAUUUGAUUCUGUUUUUGAUUAUAAAUAUUGUACAGAUACAGAUGAAGAUAAUCAAAAAAAUAUUAUAAAAAUUGAAAAAAAUGGAAAUUUUUAUAAUAAAUUAAUUAAAAAAAAAAUUCAUAAUGACACUAUUAGAUGCAUGAGUUAUAAUAACAGUUAUUUGGCAACAGGGUCAAAUGAUGAAACAAUACAAUUAAUAAAUGUCGAAACUAAUUUCGAAAUCGUACAAACUUAUGAUAAUUUUAAUAGUUCAAUAAAAGAUAUAGAAUUAAAAAAUAAAUUAUUAUAUACACGAUCAGAUAAAAUACAGUUAUUUGAUAUAAGAAUGCCUCCUAAAAAUGUUCUUAAUAAUUCUAAUCAAAUUUUAAAUCAUUUUACAAACACAAUUAAUACUAGUAGACAAAAUUAUAUAAAUAAUAUAAUAAAUGAAAUAAAUAUCGGAAAUUAUUUUUCUAAUUCUAGUCAAUUUUCUAAUUUUAGUCAAUUUUCUAAUUUUAGUCAAUUUUCUAAUCUUAGUCAAUUUUCUAAUCUUAGUCAAUUUUCUAAUCUUAGUCAAUUUUCUAAUCUUAGUCAAUUUUCUAAUAAUUGUGCUACCCCCCCUAUAAAUACAUUUGAAAAAGAAAAUCAAAAAUAUAAUGUUCAUAUAAAAAAAAAAAUGAAGAAUUUGAUUUUUAAUAAUUGUAAUAUUAAUGAAAAAAAUGAAGUAGAUAACAUAAAUAGAACUUAUACACAUUUUCAAUAUUUAUUUGAAAAAAAAAUAAAAAAAAAUAUAAAUUCAAUAUUUUUAAAUAGACCAUGUAAUAUUGUAUAUUCCUCUUUAAUUAAUGAUAAUAAUAUUUUAUUUAUUGAUGAAAAUAAAAGUUUAUAUUUUUAUGAUAUAAGAGCAGAGAAAUGGAUAAAUAGAUUUUCAAAUACAAUAAAUAAUAAUUCUAAACAAAUUUAUAAUGAUAAAAUAGUUACAGCAUCAUCAUAUAAAAAUUAUUUAUGUACAGUUGAUUCUAUGGGCAAAUUUUUAUUUGAACCCAUUCGAUUUUCUAUAAAUUUUUUAGAUAAUGAUGUAACAUCUAAAUUAAAUAAUACUUGUUCAAUUUUGAACCCAACUUAUAUUAAUUUUUUUAAUCUUGGUUUCAAUUCUUUUCCGGAUUUAGAAAAUACAAAUAUGUUAGAUGACAUAUCUAUUUGUAGUCACAUCAUGUUUACCAAUUUAAAAGGAGACAUUGAAAUUCAUAAAAAAUGUUAG
Molecule: messenger RNA, 4242 nt
Organism: Plasmodium yoelii
Lineage: Eukaryota; Apicomplexa; Aconoidasida; Haemosporida; Plasmodiidae
Product: neutral-sphingomyelinase activation factor protein
Exons: 1
Coding region: 1-4242 (1413 amino acids)
Molecular function (GO): protein binding
Source: RefSeq, a predicted model, not a curated record